AUGGGCGCAAAAGGCCUCAUGCAGAAGGGAGUUCCUCCCACUCUCCCCAAGUGGAUUCUAUACAUCAAAAUCGCCAUUCUCGUGCUCUCCCUCAUCAUCCUGGCGCUCGCCGCCUACGCGGUCUCGCUGUUUAGUGGAUGGUACACCUACGGCUAUGCGGGCGCACCUGGCUUCCUCAUCUUCGUCACCAUCAAGACUUUCAUCGUUUUUGGUGCUAUCAUCGCUGUUGAAAUUUGGGCUCCUCGCUACUACUAUCGUAUCGCUGCCCUCAUUGGCUACAUUCUCGGCAUAAUCUUCUGGCUGUCUGCUUGGGCCUGGGCCGCAUCCGUUGCAGCGUUUUGGCUAUCCUAUGUAUGCUCCUACGGCUAUUGCGAUGGCCCGUUCAAGGGCGAAGGUGGCUCAAUGGCUGCCUGUGCUGGCUUGGGAGCUGUGGUGUGGGUCCUGUCUAUCGUAAACCUUGUCUUCUUCAUCCGCGCGUGUCUUGCGGAUCCCGAGGGCUCUGCCCCUAGCCAGAACCAGGCUGAGCUCGGACAAGUUUACAAGCAAGAUGCCCCUGUCAAUCAGCAAAGCUACCCUCAGGAAUAUAACCAGCAACCGACCUAUCAGCAACAGUACCCAAGCCAGUAA
This is a messenger RNA of Phaeoacremonium minimum UCRPA7, 627 nucleotides long. RefSeq lists its product as hypothetical. The transcript is spliced from 4 exons. NCBI's taxonomy places the organism in Eukaryota, Fungi, Ascomycota, Sordariomycetes, Togniniales, Togniniaceae. The record is from RefSeq and is a predicted model, not a curated record. The coding region runs from base 1 to 627 and encodes 208 amino acids.